This is a messenger RNA of Pichia kudriavzevii, 1146 nucleotides long. RefSeq lists its product as uncharacterized. The transcript has a single exon. Gene Ontology annotation, cellular component: cytoplasm. The record is from RefSeq and is a predicted model, not a curated record. Bases 1 to 1146 code for a protein of 381 amino acids. Lineage: Eukaryota; Fungi; Ascomycota; Pichiomycetes; Pichiales; Pichiaceae.
AUGGUCGGUGUAUUUUUUAGAAAACAACUUAGACAGGUAAGAUCAUAUCGUUCAAAACAUCAAGUAUUGAGCCUGCUUUGCCUCACACUCCUAGUAGUAGGCAUCUAUCGAAUAUAUAACAAUAUGUUAUCAAAGCAAGAAAUCCAUAUAGAUCUGAAACCCGUACAAGAUACAAUGAAAAGUACAGAGGACUACAAAGAAGGUUGGAUAACAGACUAUCCACAAAUCGAAAAUAUGAUAAUUUUACCAUGCCAUUCUGUUUUUGCACCGGAGUUAAACGAAGCUAAAGAUUAUCCAAAGGAUGACAGAUUUGCAAUAGGAAUGGAUCCGAAUAACUGGCUAAUGGCAUCGUUCCAGAAGAAAUCCAACGAUCAGUAUUCUUUUAUGAAACAUAUGGAACAUGCAUUAUUAGAGCUACACGCAAACAUUGGUAAUACUGCCUUAGUAGUAUCAGGUGGAUUUACAAAGCCUGAAAUUGAAAAGAGUGAAGCCUCUAGUUACUUAGAUAUGGCCAAAGCCGUUGGGUUUUUGAAAAACCCAUAUUUUCGAAUCGGUACAAAUAUUCUAUUGGAAGAACAUGCUAGAGAUUCCUAUGAGAAUGUACUGUACAGUUUAUCUACAUUCUAUAAAAAGUUUCAAAAGUUUCCAAAGAAGAUAACAAUUGUCGGAUUUGGUUUUAAGCGUGAACGGUUUUUGUCGUCUCACUUAACUACAUUAGGCUAUUAUAAACCAACUAAGGAAAUUAAGGGGAUGAAGGAUGAGGAAAAAUGGCCCGAUUCCGUCCAUGUUAAAUAUGCUAGCCAAGGCCCAUUUUUAGAAAAAUCAGAAAACCAAAGUGAUGAGGAAUUCAAGGUGUAUGAGUCAGAGUUUUGGGAUUCGCUUGGAAAGUCGGAAAGAGAAAAUGCUCUUGCGCUGUUCAAUGUCAAUCCAUUUGGAUCUAGAGGCUCUAAAUUGUACGAUAAAAAGAUAGCAAGAGAUCCAUGGAACAAAAGUCAAGAAAUUACCACCACAUACAAAACAAAUAAUGAGAUUCUAAAUACCUUGAUUGAAAUCAAUGAUUUAGAGUUAAAGGACGCUAUGGAACUAUACAAACAAAAAGUUGUACCAAGUUUCCCGCUCUACAUAGAUCAUAGAAACGGGAAUUAA